AUGACGACCAUGGAUUUGCGUGUUGGGAACAAGUACCGGAUUGGUCGAAAGAUCGGCAGUGGUAGUUUCGGAGAUAUCUACUUGGGCACCAACAUCAUCUCAGGCGAAGAAAUCGCUAUCAAACUCGAAUCGGUCAAGGCCAAGCACCCUCAGCUGGAGUACGAAGCCCGUGUCUACAAGUCCCUGGCUGGUGGUGUCGGCAUCCCCUUCGUUCGCUGGUUUGGCACAGAAUGUGACUACAACGCAAUGGUGCUCGACCUGCUCGGCCCCAGUUUGGAAGAUCUGUUCAACUUCUGCAACCGCAAAUUCUCCUUGAAGACUGUCCUUUUGUUGGCCGACCAGCUCAUUUCCCGCAUCGAGUACAUCCAUGCCAAGUCUUUCAUCCACCGCGAUAUCAAGCCUGACAACUUCCUGAUGGGCAUCGGCAAGAGAGGGAACCAGGUCAAUGUCAUCGACUUCGGUCUGGCCAAGAAAUACCGUGACCCAAAGACUCACUUCCACAUUCCAUACCGCGAGAACAAGAACUUGACUGGCACGGCCCGAUAUGCGUCUAUCAACACGCAUUUGGGAGUUGAGCAGUCCCGUCGAGACGAUAUGGAGUCCUUGGGCUAUGUCAUGCUCUACUUCUGCCGUGGGUCUCUUCCAUGGCAAGGCCUCAAGGCUGCCACUAAGAAGCAGAAGUACGAUCGUAUCAUGGAGAAGAAGAUGACCACUCCGACCGAGGUCCUUUGCCGCGGGUUCCCCAACGAAUUCGCCAUCUACCUCAACUACACCCGUUCCCUCCGUUUCGAUGACAAGCCGGAUUACUCCUACCUGAGAAAGAUCUUCCGCGACCUGUUUGUCCGAGAGUCCUUCCAAUACGAUUAUGUCUUCGAUUGGACCGUUUACAAAUAUCAGAAGAACGCCCAGGCCAUUGCCCAAGCUGCUGGCAACCAGAACGCCCAGGAGGACGAGGACAAGCCACGUCGUGGUGCUCAUCCUGCCACGGCAGCAGCCACCGGCGCUCCAACUCCGCAGCACACCUCGCAAGCCGGCAAGCCUGCUGCUAUCUCCAGCUCCAGGCGCAAGGUCAUCGAGCGCGGCGCCAGCGGCAACGACCAGAAUGGAAGUGACAGGAUGUGA
Molecule: messenger RNA, 1122 nt
Organism: Cladophialophora yegresii CBS 114405
Lineage: Eukaryota; Fungi; Ascomycota; Eurotiomycetes; Chaetothyriales; Herpotrichiellaceae
Product: CK1/CK1/CK1-D protein kinase
Exons: 2
Coding region: 1-1122 (373 amino acids)
Biological process (GO): endocytosis; peptidyl-serine phosphorylation; signal transduction
Cellular component (GO): nucleus; cytoplasm
Molecular function (GO): protein serine/threonine kinase activity; ATP binding
Source: RefSeq, a predicted model, not a curated record